Molecule: messenger RNA, 554 nt
Organism: Rhizophagus irregularis DAOM 181602=DAOM 197198
Lineage: Eukaryota; Fungi; Glomeromycota; Glomeromycetes; Glomerales; Glomeraceae
Source: RefSeq, a predicted model, not a curated record
AAAAUUCCACCAAUUAUAAAAAUGAUUGCUAUCUAUAUUACAAAAGAGAACAGAUUUUUGUUUAUAUAAAAAUUCAUUCCAAAUAUUAUUUGGGCCAUUUUUGGUACUAUGAUUAUUUUCGGUCUUGUGAUCUUUUUCUUCUUUUGUAUCUUGAUUAUUUUCAGUCUCAUCAUCAUUAUGUUUGAUGCCACGACUACUUUUGGUGUGCUUAUUUUCAGUCUUAUGAUUUUUAUGAUUUUGGUAUACACAGAUUUGAGGAAAAGGAACAAUGAAACUGAUUGUUUGGACUUCUUCCUGUAUCCUUAAAUUCUGAAUUAAACUUUUAAAAAAUGAAGAUAUAGACUUAAAAUAAUCAUUGCCCAGACUUGGUUUUUUAAUGCGGAUACUUAAAUGUGAAUAAAGUGAAGUAUUUGUUGACCUUUUAAUGGCAUUACAAGCAGGAGAUAAUAAAAAAGAUGUGCGUGUGAUAAAUUUGAUUAAGAAAUCAGGACAAUUACAUAAUUUAGGUAAAUUUAAACUAACAAAAGGCAACGAUGCCAUGUAAUUGUGAUUAU